Cavia porcellus (domestic guinea pig) is the source of this 1522-nucleotide messenger RNA. It is a transcript of the gene Utp11, whose product is annotated as UTP11 small subunit processome component. The transcript is spliced from 8 exons. Gene Ontology annotation, biological process: rRNA processing. The record is from RefSeq and is a predicted model, not a curated record. Gene Ontology annotation, cellular component: nucleolus; small-subunit processome. Bases 116 to 877 code for a protein of 253 amino acids. Lineage: Eukaryota; Metazoa; Chordata; Mammalia; Rodentia; Caviidae.
GGCGUUUCCAAGUGGCGGCGGCAGAGUCUGUUUCCGGUAGCGUUGGUAAAUCUAUAGCAAGGCCUUGACCAACCACCGUUCUGCACUGAGAUUCUGUAGGACUCAGCGGGCAGGUAUGGCGGCGGCUUUUCGCAAGGCGGCCAAGUCCCGGCAGCGAGAACACCGAGAGCGAAGCCAGCCUGGCUUUCGAAAACAUCUGGGCCUGUUGGAGAAAAAGAAAGAUUACAAACUUCGUGCAGAUGACUAUCAUAAAAAACAAGAAUUCCUCAAAGCUCUUCGAAAGAAAGCUCUUGAAAAAAAUCCAGAUGAAUUCUACUAUAAAAUGACACGGGUUAAGCUCCAGGAUGGAGUUCAUGUUAUUAAGGACACUAAAGAAGAAGUAACUCCAGAACAGCUAAAGCUAAUGAGAACUCAGGAUGUCAAAUAUAUAGAAAUGAAAAGAAUUGCAGAAGCUAAGAAAAUUGAAAGACUAAAAUCAGAGCUCCAUCUGCUGGAUUUCCAGGGAAAGCAACAGGGAAAGCAUGUGUUCUUUUUUGACACCAAAAAAGAAGUUGAACAGUUUGAUAUUGCCACUCACCUGCAGACAGCCCCGGAACUCGUUGGCAGAGUCUUUAACAGACCCAAGAUAGAGACCUUGCAGAAGGAAAAAGUGAAAGGAGUUACCCGUCAGACUCGACUUAAGCGGAUAGCUAAAGAAAGACAAAAGCAGUAUAACUGCCUGACACAGCGGAUUGAACGAGAGAAGAAAUUGUUCGUUAUUGCACAGAAAAUUCAAACACGCAAAGAUCUUAUGGAUAAAACUCAGAAGGUGAAGGUAAAGAAAGAAACUGUGAAUGCCCCAGCCAUUUAUAAGUUUGAGAGUCGUCGGAAACGCUGAAAUGUUACAGAUAAACCUUAUCUUUUGCAUCAAAAAUAGUUCAAUUGUUGGUAGUAACUUCAAAUUGCUUUAGUUCAAAUGGCCUGGCUUUCCUGUUUACAACCAUGAUUUAUUAUUGAUCUGAUGCCUUUCUGUGAGCAACAUGAAAGCCUUUUCCCCCCGUCAUUGAUUUUGGUUUGUGAAAUGAGUCUUACUUUUUAUACAGUACUUACAUUUUUUUUUUUUAACUAUGAAAGUUAUCUCAUUACAAUAAAGUAGAAAAUAGAUGAAUUGGGGCUGGGGAUUUAGCUCAGUGGCAUAAGCGCCUGCCUUGCAAGCAGGCAGUCGUGAGUUCGAUCCCCGGUACCGAUAAAAAAAGAAAAAGACAAAAAAAAAAAAUUAAAAAAAAAAAAAAAAAGAAAACAGAUGAAUUUAUUUCUAACUUCAGUACUUGUUCAAGAACAACAAAUACUGGGUACUGGGAACAACAGUAAGAAUUCUGGUUUACUUUCUUCAUUUUAUAAAGUAUAUUCAUUUUUAUUUAUAUUUUUUGUGUUUUAUAGCUAUAAUUUUAAUAAACAAUCUUAUACCCCAAUUUUUAAUUAAAUCAUUUCUGUUAUAUCACUGAAUUUUUCAAAAGUAAUAUAAUAAAAGUUAAAAUACUCA